Molecule: messenger RNA, 303 nt
Organism: Cooperia oncophora
Lineage: Eukaryota; Metazoa; Nematoda; Chromadorea; Rhabditida; Trichostrongylidae
Source: the annotation of a GenBank genome assembly
AUGCCGUUAUCGAAGAUUACCUUCUGUGCUUACCUGCUCCAUCCUAUAAUGCUGCAAAUCUACAACUUCAGCCGGCCACAACCAUUUCACUUCACCACGGCCUUUCAGAUGCUCCGGCAUACACUGGAGGCUAUUUUUGUCUCGUAUUUACUGGCGUUCUUCUUUGCUCUGGCGUUCGAGAAGCCGUUCAAUGCCUUCGACGAAAUGCUUAUUCCUGUCAAAGGAAGAACAUCCACUGUUACGAAGCGGAAAUCUAUCGAAAUGGACGUUCCCAAUGGCGAAACGCGUCCCCUCAAAAAGUAG